Diaporthe citri is the source of this 1008-nucleotide messenger RNA. RefSeq lists its product as uncharacterized. The record is from RefSeq and is a predicted model, not a curated record. Bases 1 to 1008 code for a protein of 335 amino acids. Gene Ontology annotation, biological process: protein geranylgeranylation. The transcript has 2 exons. Gene Ontology annotation, molecular function: Rab geranylgeranyltransferase activity. NCBI's taxonomy places the organism in Eukaryota, Fungi, Ascomycota, Sordariomycetes, Diaporthales, Diaporthaceae. Gene Ontology annotation, cellular component: Rab-protein geranylgeranyltransferase complex.
AUGUCCACAAAGCUGGGCGAGCUCCCGGACGAGCUGCAGCUCGCCGCCGCCAACCACGUGAAAUACAUCCAGUCUCUCGACACGCGCAAGGACGAGUAUGACUACUGGCUGACCGAGCACCUCCGCCUCAACGGCGUCUACUGGGGCCUCGUCGCCCUGCACCUGCUGGGCCGCCCGGACGCCCUCCCGCGCGCAGGCACCAUAGACUUUGUGCUCUCGUGCCAGCAUGACAGCGGCGGGUUUGGCGCCGCCCCGGGCCACGACGCCCACAUGCUCUACACCGUCAGCGCCGUGCAGAUCCUCGCCAUGGUCGACGCCUUUGACGAGCUCGAGGCGAGGGGGAAGGGCAAGGCCAAGGUGGGCGAGUUCGUAGCAGGCCUGCAGAACCGUGAGACAGGCACCUUCGCCGGCGACGAGUGGGGCGAGGAGGACACCCGCUUCCUCUACGGCGCCUUCAACGCCCUCUCCCUGCUCGGGCUGCUGCACCUCGUCGACGUCGACAAGGCCGUGGCGCACAUCACCGCCUGCGCCAACUUCGACGGCGGCUACGGCGUGAGCCCGGGCGCCGAGUCGCACUCGGGCCAGAUCUUCACGUGCGUCGCGGCGCUGGCCAUCGCGGGCAAGCUCGGAGCCGACGGCGACAAGAACCAUCUCGUCGACGCAGACCGCCUCGGCCGCUGGCUCGCCGAGCGCCAGGUCCCGGGGGGCGGGCUCAACGGCCGCCCGGAGAAGGACGAGGACGUCUGCUACAGCUGGUGGGUCCUCAGCAGCCUGCAGAUCAUCGGCCGCGCCCACUGGAUCGACCGCGCCGCCCUCGUCCGCUUCAUCCUGCGCUGCCAGGACCCCGAGGGCGGCGGCAUCGCAGACAGGCCCGGCGACAUGGUCGACGUAUGGCACACGUGCUUCGGCAUGACCGGCCUGAGCCUGCUGGGCUUCCCGGGCACGGAGCCUGUCGACCCCGUGUAUUGCAUGCCGAGGUCGACGAUAGAGAGGGUGCUGGGGAAGUAG